Molecule: messenger RNA, 1365 nt
Organism: Melitaea cinxia (Glanville fritillary)
Lineage: Eukaryota; Metazoa; Arthropoda; Insecta; Lepidoptera; Nymphalidae
Exons: 3
Coding region: 90-422 (110 amino acids)
Source: RefSeq, a predicted model, not a curated record
CAAGCGUCGGAUAAGCCACUGGCCAGUUUUAUUCGGAACAUCUUAAGACCUUGACGUGACUGAGAAUACUUAAAAUAUAAAUAAAUAAAAUGGUGUCGAGGAUAUUGUGCCUGAUGAUGGUUAUCGGCUUGGCUUGUGGCGCCACCUUCAUGGGUAGACUUCCUAUGAAACCUAAGCAACAUGCUCACAAAACAGGCUGUUAUAUCAGAGAAAUUGAUGACGUCAUAGCCUACGGUGAUGAGGUCAGUCCAGUUGGCUUUUGUUACAGGAUAGAGUGCUCGAAACACUGGAUUUACUAUUCUUCAUGCGAAGUUAUAAGUACGGAUUCGUCAAGCUGUUUCGUCACUGACGAAGACCUCAGUAGACCGUAUCCAAGUUGCUGUCCGCAAGUGAAAUGUGAACAGGAUAAUUUUCUCGUCUAGUACCGUUUUGUAUUAGUUGUUAAUCGAAGACCUGACUGAUUUUAAAUACGAACAUAUAGCGGUUAUAGUGAAGAUUUCUACAGGAAUUAAUUGAUCUUAAAAUUUAAAAAUGUAAGUCUCAUUAGUAUUAAGUUGGAGAAUAAGAAUUAUUUUUUAUAAUUACGAGUAUAAAAUACUUCAAAAAAUGACAAAACGUAUUAAAAAGUGUAUGAAAAACAUUAAUGCAAGCAGCAUUAAUCACAGAAAAAGUCAUGCAAAAGUUUUAGUCACAAGAGAUUCAAGAAUCUCGAUUUUGUGACGUAAUGUGACAUGAAUCGUGGCGUGAUAUGAUGCAGGAACGUCACUUGCAAGUUGUCAAAUAUUCGUCAAUGUGUGCAGAUGAUAUUGACAGUGUCGGAAUAUAAUUAUGCUUACAGAGAAAAGUCUUGUCAUACUUGUUGCGUGAAGACUUAAUAUCAUAGCAUCCCCAGUUGUUAUAGCAACUAUAAAUUCUUGGUAAAACAAUAUCCAAACGAUUGAACAACAGAAGAAACAGAUGCAAUACCAAAAUCGCGGUGUUGACCUAGGAAAUAGACGAUAUAUUAAUCUACGAUGCUAAAGAAAGCUUGCUUAUCCGUCGUAACUUAUUAAUUUGGACAUCGUGAAACAAAUUCGUAAUUAAAAAAGUUCUUCAAUGAUAAGUAGUUGUAAAAUUAUUGUGUUAAUUUGCGUUAGUGAUUGUUAGUGUGUUAUUAUCUUAGUGUUUAAGACAAAAAGGAAAAAGACUAGUGUUAAGGUGUACUAAACUGUCUCAUACUAUGAACUAGAGGUACUCCUUAAAGACUUAUCGAUAGAGUUCCUUAUGGGAGGUAGAGUUUAAAAUGAUUAAUUAUACUCUGACUCGAGAAGCUAUCUUGCCGCCAAAUUGUUAUUAUUUAUUUUAUUAAAUUAGUUUCAUUUUGUA